Messenger RNA from Tricharina praecox, 867 nucleotides. RefSeq lists its product as uncharacterized. The record is from RefSeq and is a predicted model, not a curated record. Lineage: Eukaryota; Fungi; Ascomycota; Pezizomycetes; Pezizales; Pyronemataceae. The transcript is spliced from 5 exons. Bases 1 to 867 code for a protein of 288 amino acids.
AUGGCUUAUCCCAACACCGAUGACGAUUUAAGUAUCAUCCCCGUCCCCGCCACCGCCGCCACCUUCAAGUCCACCCUAUUCCCCAACAACCGAGCCCCGAAGCCGGAAAGCCGUCCGACGCCGACAGACGAACACUACGAUACUUCCGCUGAGGGCUUCAAGGCUUCCACCACCUCCGUCGAGCCGAUCAGCAGAAUCCGGCCGGCCCAUCCUCGGCUGCAGCUGCGGGCUGAAGCACUAAGCCUGGGUGAGGGCUCUAGUAUGCCUUUCACUACGGGAAACACGGCCAACACGACCGUUGCAGCCACCGCCAACAAUAUCAACGACAACCUGUUUCUAUUUCCGAAACGUUCUUGGGUGACCGGAAGCGGCGCUUCGGCCUCGAGCUCGACGACCAGCACUCGCCACUGGCCCAACACUCUCAAUGCUCCUACCAUAUCCGGUGACUUCAAUAUCUGUGCUCCAUCAUCCCCCGAAGCAAGUCCCAUCUUCAGCCAGGACACGCACCACCAAUGGCAGAUGGGUAUUCCGCCGACGUUCUUCGAUGACGACGAGGACGACGCCAGUGACAUCAAUGACGCCAACAGGUACACGUCUGGAAAGGGCACUCCAGUGUCUCCCGCCUUUCACCCCCGCCUCGAGGGCGUGUACUACGCCUCGCCCGAUCCCGCCAUUCCCCCCGUCGUCUACCAGAACAUCUGCAUGUCGCCCGAGUGGACGGGCAUGUCGAUGGAGGAGCUGAGAAUGGCCGACUACAAGGCUGGCUGGAAGUUUCCCGAAAUGAAGUGGAGGUAUGGCAAGGGGAACUUAUGUAAGUACCUUACCAAUAUCUUGGGCGACGAGGAAUGUAGCGGCAUAUAUACUUAG